GUGUGAACUUCCCAGCAUACACUGCGCGCAUUACGUUGUUUCCGGUUAGCUACUGGCUACCGUCAGACACCGGGAUGAUCAAACCUCAUUCAACGGGCCCGCGUGUUUUAAGUAAACCCGCUGGUCUUCGUUAUUGGAACUGUAAUAUUGAUGAUUACCGUCAGCAGUACGAGAGUGACAAGCAGUGGUCCGCUAGACGUCAGUUCAUUGUGAAACACAUUGAGGAGUACGAGGGAAAUGCUCUUGAUAAGCUGCUGGCCCUGUCGAUGGUGUGGGUUAACCAUGUUUUCCUGGGAUGCAGGUAUGGCUCCCAAUUGAUGCACAAGGUGCUUGAGAUGGCAGAAGGGAUUGAUGUUGGCAAAAUGCCCUCAUAUGAACUAGUACCAAACGUUGAAGCAAAAAAGAGGCUAUAUUCAUCUGAUGGAAGUGAAGAGCCUAUGAGGAAGAUGCCUUUGCCAAAAUUCACAUCCAGACCUCGAUUUGAACCUGUACACUUUGUAAGUGGCGAAAACAGUGGCAGUCAAAUUGGAGAAACUGACGAAAAAGAAAACGAGAAGGAGCGCAGGAGGGGUGUGAUAAAUGACGUAAGACAAAGGGAACCAGAUCAUCAGCCAUAUAAUGGAAACCAUGGAAACGGCUCCUCUUCCUCCUCAGGCUGCCUUGAGAUGCGGAGAUAUGGUUAUGAUUCUUGGCCUGAGCACACAAGUAAGGACGUGGCCUCAGGCGGCACAAGUGGGCUUGGCUAUGGCAGCAGAGGGUCCACCCCGAACUUCAUGGGCAAGGUGCAACAGGAGUACACCGCUAGAUAUGAGGUGCAUACCAGCAGACAUUCCGACUCAUUCUCACAGGCAGGCCGAGCUGAUGAAUACGGAAGUGCUGGACGGUCUGGAGCCUGGGAUAGCGGACGGCGUGGACUGGGAUUUGGACAUCAGGAUAGGCCGACGUCCAGCAAGGCUUUCAGCAGGGUAUACGAUGGUCCAAGCAGAGGCGGCUCUGGCCUUCUCCCAACACCCUCACUGCCGUCUUCUAUCCCCGCAUCAACAAUUGACGAAAAACUGAGGCUGAUUACCAGAGUAUCAUCGGCUGUUUUAAUUACCUUGAGAGAUCCUGCAUUCAUGAGUGGACCUGACAUGCCAAACUACAAUUUCAUACUCAGCCGCAGCAUUCAGGCUUGCAAGACGAACCCAGAGUACAUCUAUGUUAAUUUAAGAGAUAUUCCACCCGCUGACCUUCCUAAAAACAGAAAAGUACCCUCUGAAGGAUAUGCAUGUGAACUGAGGUGUCAGUCUGUGUACCUUGCCACAGGGUACUCUGGGAGCAAAAACGGUGCCAGAGACCGAGCGUCAGAACAAGCCGUCAAGCUGUUCAUGAGGCCAGUGGAAAUUCGUGUUCUGCAACGGCUGUACAAGCAUACUUAUGUUAAUGACAUGGUGGUGUGCCAGGUUAACACUCCAAACCCAGUCCUUCCCCCACCUCUUCGCAACCCUGAGGACAAGCCACUCCCUAGUACCAAGGGCCAGUAUGAGCCUGACCGAAGCAAACACUGGACAGAGUUUGUUAUCAUGGAGAACGCACAUGAUGCCAUCUGUAUACUCAACAACUCGGCUGCGUUCAACCGCAUGAAAGUUGAUUACACUUUUGACCCGGUUCCCAACAGCAGUUUCUGGCUCUGUAGUGUGUACUUACAGGGCGAGCUGGUGGCACAAGCCAGAGGGACCAAGAAGAGCUCAAAACAUGCAGCGGCAGAGGCAGCGGUAAGGAAGUUGCGAAUGAACCAGGCUGCUCGUCAACAAGAGCAGCAACAGCAGCAGAAUUUUUCUGGAGGCAACCACACUUCAGACCAGCCUGGUAGUCGCUACGCCCAGCAAAGCAGCAAGAAAGCGCAGCUAGGUGAAUUGGUCAUCCUUGAAAACUCUGAUAACGCUAUUUGCAUAAUUAAUGACACUGCUCAAUUUAAUAAAGUGCUUGCUGACUACAAGUUUACGGUUCUGCCGGACCAUCGCUGGAGGUGUGAAGUUUACCUCGAUGGUCAGUAUGUGGCUGCAGGCAUUGGACCCAAAAAGACAGUGAAGCACAUUGCAGCAGAGGAGGCCCUCGUCACACUUCGGCGCACACAAGCUGUGGUGAAGUCCAACCUCAGGAAAGAGGGCCACGUGGAUGCAAUUUCCCGAAAUCAAAUCAUGGCUCAUUCUGGCGAGGAAUCCAUGCGACAGGAGAUCAAGGAGGACAACAUCGGUAACCAGCUUCUCCGUAAGAUGGGCUGGACGGGUGGUGGUUUGGGUAGAGAAGGAGAGGGUAUUGCUGAACCCAUCAAGGUCAAAGAGCAGUUUACCAGGGAAGGACUUGGUAUGGAUAUGGACAGGCACAGUAAUCAGCUGACUAAGCGUGACAUUGAGGAAAUAAUUCGGAAUUAUGCGAGUUCAGACCGUCAAGAUGACCUGCGCUUCUCCACAGAGCUUAACAAUGAAGAGCGCAGGCAGAUACACCAAGUAUCCCAAAGAUACGGGCUGCGCAGCAAAUCGUAUGGACAGAGCCGACAGCGCUUCCUCGUGGUUAGCCGCAGAGUUCAGAAGGAACAGCUGAUUGGUCAGCUAUUGCAGGAGGGGCAGGUGGGACGAUAUGAACUGGUGAAACCUCAGCCUUCACAAUGACUAGGCUCAACAGGCCUCUGAGAAACCAACAGAUGACCAUUAAUAAAAGCAAAGUGGUGUUACUUUUCCUGUUCAUUUGUUUCCGAAGAGUGUAAAAUAUUUUUUUAAAAAGCCUGUAAUAUCUGUCAGUUCUCAAUGACUACAGUGUGUACCCUUUGCCAAUCUUUACCAUGUAUUAUUGAAAACUGUCCAGAUUUGUCAUAGGUGAGCUCAAGACUAUAUGAUGAACACAUAUCUUACUAACUUAACUUUUUGUCAUAUCAUAUAUCCUGUGAAUUAUAUUUAUUGAUAUGGAUGUUAGUAGUGGGGCCUUAUGGCAGCAUGUGCUCUUCUCUGAAAUGACAUUCCAUUUUAUGUUUUCACAAUGGACAAGAUAUCAUUCACUCAGUCUUUCAUCUGUUGUAAGAUAAACACUUGAAAUAUAAAAAUAUCCUUUAAGUAAUUACAAAACAGUAUAUAUUUUUUGUCAUAUUUUGGUUGUUGAUUGUAGAAUUAAAUAUUUCUCUCAACCUUAAAUCUUUCAACUCCCUGUCUGGCAAAUGAAGUUUGCGAUUGCGAAUACUGUCAACCAGUCUGCUUGUACUGACACAUUAAAUGUAGUCUGGUCAUUGUUCAUAUUGUAGUCCAUUUAAUGAAAUGUAGAUGCUCUCUUUGUUCAAGAACAAACACCAUAGAGUUAAUUAUACUGUUUAUUUAUAAGAAUUGAGAAAAUGUACAGUUUCUUACAUGGGUUACUAGUGCAAAUCCGACACUCUUGGUAAAUUAGAA
This is a messenger RNA of Cyprinus carpio (common carp), 3419 nucleotides long. Its product is annotated as NF-kappa-B-repressing factor-like. The record is from RefSeq and is a predicted model, not a curated record. Gene Ontology annotation, molecular function: nucleic acid binding. Gene Ontology annotation, cellular component: nucleoplasm; nucleolus. NCBI's taxonomy places the organism in Eukaryota, Metazoa, Chordata, Actinopteri, Cypriniformes, Cyprinidae.